AUGCUCUCCCAGCGCAUUUUGACCCGGCGCCUGCCCCAGCUGGCUGCCCGUUCGAUCGUCCCCCGCGCCACUUUCUCCCAAGGCCGGACUCUCGCGGCUGCUGAAGCUGAAGAUCCUCUGCAGAAUGGCGGCUACCAGAACCCUCCCCGUGUGAAGCGUGCCUUCAGAGACCCCUAUGGCGACUGGUGGGAUAAGCAGGAGAGACGUAACUUCGGCGAACCAGUUCACGAAGAGAACGAAAUUCUGGGCGUUUUCAGUCCCGAGCAAUAUACCCACGUCACGGCUCGCAAAGGUCUCUUCCAGCUCGGCGCUUUCGUUGUGACCUUCCUCGGCCUCUGCGGUGUUGUCAGCCUUUACUAUCCGGACAAGCCUAGUGCUCCUAAGACAUACCCUGAUGGUCUGGAGAAGGAGCUCGGUGGAGCGCAUGCUGUUCCGGUAAGUUGGAUCCCUAGCUACAUGGCUCUUGUACACUGGCUUAUGCAUUACUAA
Molecule: messenger RNA, 489 nt
Organism: Aspergillus terreus NIH2624
Lineage: Eukaryota; Fungi; Ascomycota; Eurotiomycetes; Eurotiales; Aspergillaceae
Exons: 2
Coding region: 1-489 (162 amino acids)
Cellular component (GO): mitochondrion
Source: RefSeq, a predicted model, not a curated record